AUGACUCUCAUUCGAGGCACGGGUCUUCCGACCAUAAUGGUCUCAAAGAAGUCCUUCGGCAACACCAUGUCCAUCCAAACAAAGAUGGAGGAGCUCGAGGUAUCCAAGUCCGAGUUCAACGACUCGAUCUUCGGCAUUCGAAUGGUCACCAUUGCCGUGGGACCUGAGAAGGUCAAGUUUGUUGCUCACGAGAAGGUCGUUUCUCAAUACAGCGUUUUCCUCCGCACCACUUUCGCCAAGGAGGACGGAAUCGAGUACCUCACUCUUCCCGACACUGAGCCCCAGACUUUCAACCACUUCAUGAAGUGGGCCUACGGUGCCAAAAUUGGCUCUCCCGACCUCAAUCGCCUUGCAAAUGGCCUGACUGCGUCAUCUUUCGACCUCGUGAAGCUCUACGUCUUUGCCCAGAAGUACGACGCCACGGUUCUGCAGGAUUCUACCAUCUCGGCCAUCUACUCUCAUCUGUCCGAUGGCUGUGAGAACUGGGGCACUCUGGGUUCCGACACUGGAGUCCUGAAGUACCUGGUCGACCACGUCGAUCCCGGCGCCCACUUGUACACCCUGGUCACUCGCGCGAUGGCCUACUGGAUGUUUUCUGCGGCUGCCCCGAAGCUGAUGGGUGGCAUGGCAUUCGACUAUGGAGGCUGGAAUACUACUUCUUUGGGAGGAAUCGACAACCAUACCAGUCUUUUCAACUUGAGCAGCUGGGGAGUGGCUGUGCCACAGGCAGUUGAGAACCAGAUCGUGGGCGAGGAUUGGGGCAGCGGUUGGAGCAGCCCCCAGAAAGUCAACAUGGACAGAAUUUUGGACAGCAUGCCCAUUACACUUUUGCGCCCGGUCGUCAAGGAGUUCAUCCGCAUGAAGUCUCUCGGUUGGUCGGCAUCCUCGACUUUCACGGCUUGCGUUGGAACUAAGUUCGACUACCAUCUGCCACGUCCUGCUCAUGAUCGCCACUAUGGACAGUGA
Diaporthe amygdali is the source of this 966-nucleotide messenger RNA. RefSeq lists its product as uncharacterized. The coding region runs from base 1 to 966 and encodes 321 amino acids. The transcript is spliced from 3 exons. The record is from RefSeq and is a predicted model, not a curated record. Lineage: Eukaryota; Fungi; Ascomycota; Sordariomycetes; Diaporthales; Diaporthaceae. Gene Ontology annotation, molecular function: protein binding.